UUUCUCCAGGUGGCAGCACUGCACAUUACAAUAACCAGCCCUGCCGUAAACAUGUUAGAAGAAGAUAAACCGGAUGUUUUGGGGACCAGCUGGCUAAGACGAAAAAUGUCAAAAAAUAAUAAAAAGAAAAAGAGACACAGGUCGUCUUCAUCUUCAAGUGAGGAAAAAAGGGGUUCAACCAGCCAACAUGAUGUGCACAGAAGGAAAGUUCAUAAAAGAAAGAAAGAUGAAGCAGGUCAUAAGAGCCGCACAAAUGAACAGAAAAAAUCAGAUCAACAUGAUUCCUCCAGCUCUCGCAAGGAUAAAAAGCCUGUUUACAGGCUGUUGGCAACAAAAGAAGAAGAGCAGAGAGCCCCUCGUAAAGAAGAGCAACCUAAAAACUGUGAAUUUGUGCAAUUACAUGGGGAAGGCUGCUCCAGUACAGCCAGUGAAAUUAAAACCGUGGAAAGGGAACAGUCAAACCCCGUUAAGACAACGAAACAGUCAAAGGCCGUUAAGACAUGCUGUGCAGUUUUACUUAAUGAGACAACAGAGAAGACAUUGAAAGACAAGUCAGGUAAAAGGUGCUCUCCGGCCAGCUAUUCCAAAUUAAAAAAUCCACAAAUGAGUCACAAGUUAGAUGCUGCUGAACACAGAGACCACAGGCUUGGCUUAGAGAGGAAGAUUGGAUCACCUAGGGAAUCUUCAACGACCACAUAUGACAGCAGCAGUAUUAAGACCCGAGAACCCACCUCCUUUCAUUGCAUGGAUUUUCCAAAACGAGGCAGCACGAAGCACGUCCACAACACAAGGGAAAACCAUCAGUAUAACAGGAGCAAUUGUAUGGAUUCAAAAAAAAACCCUACCGCUGUCACAGUGAAGUCUUGCAUUUCACCCAUGCCCUCUAUGUCAGGGACAAAUCCAACGAAGUGGAGGAGGUUCACUUCAACCCCUGAGAACAACACAUCGGCAUCAUCUAAAGCCAAGCAGCCACGAUGCACCCCGAAACAAACAGAUGUUCUAAAAUUUUUGCCUUUUAAAUUCAGGAUACCAAGAAAGGUUCAGACUGGACCUGCACACAGCUCAGGUGGAACUAAUAAUACUGUUUCUUCAAACCAAAACCUCAAGCUUAAGGGUGACAAUGGUGGCUCUAGAGUUGUGUUGGAGAAAGCUGAGCCAGGAACUGUGAAACCUGGCAGACGUUUGGCCGGUCCCUCUUAUUCUCCAUGUAAAGAGCAAAGUAAGACAUCACCUUUGCCUGACCUGCUCCCAUCUGAGCAUCCACCUGCAGGAGAUGCAAACUGCGAGCAAUCAUUUGAUCAGGGUCAAGUGGUUGAAGAGCUUCAUCUUGCUCGGUCUGAGAAAAGGCUGGAGGUAAAUGUGAUGCAGAGCUAUGGUGAACUCACUGGUAUGGACAUAGAUUUUCCUGAGGACGGAGCAACAGAGAUGCUUUGCAGGGAGCCCAAACAGAAAACCCUAAUCCUUGUUCUGGACACCAAUGUUCUCCUCAGUCACUUGGAUUAUGUGAAGAAAAUCCGAUCUUGUGGCCUUGAAGCCUUGGGUUUUCCUGUUGUCCUGAUACCCUGGGUGGUUCUCCAAGAGCUGGAUUCCCUUAAAAAUAGAAAAGGUCUGUCAGGGUCUGUGGCCCACCUUGCAGCUCCUGCCAUCUCAUUCAUUUAUACAUCUCUAAAGAAGCGGGACCCCCACCUAUGGGGACAGUCCAUGCAGCAGGCCACUCAGAUCAGCAGAUCCCCAGAUGGUCUGAAUACUGAGAAUAAUGAUGACAGAGUGCUGCAGUGCUGUCUGCAGUACCAGAAUAUGUACCCAGAGUGUGCUCUCAUCUUAUGCACUAAUGAUAAAAACCUGUCCAGUAAAGCUCUUCUGAGUGGAGUGAGGGCUCUUAGCAAAGCUGAUUUGGAGGCAAGGGUCAGGAGGUCCAGACAAGGCCAUCAUUUCCUUCAGAGCAUUCAGUCUCCAGUUCUGUGUCGUUUUAACCACAGCGCCUCAUCUCCAUCGUUGAGCGCAAGCUACACACCAGUCCGGCCUCCUAUUCAGGAUAGCGUAGGUGUUUCCGUGCCCACCCCAGAGAAAGAUCCAUUUAUAAAUACCCCACCACUGAAAGAAGGAGUCUGUAAGGAGGCAGAAUGGGACCUUAGCGGAUAUCUUUGCGAACUAGAAGAUUGUCUGCGGGAUGUGCUGUCUGAAGUGUUAGAAACUGAAAUGAAGGCGGCUUACGAUGAUCUCUGGCUAGAGAUUGUUUACAUAAAACCACCCUGGAGUCUUCAAGAUGUCUUGCAGUGUUUCAAAAAGCACUGGAUCGCUGUCUUUGGACAUAUUGUCCCUCGGAAGAUGUCUGAAACUGUGGCAAACCUCAUCAACUUCUUUAGCUCAGGUGAAACAGUAUCAACUUUAGCGUUUCUCCAGGAAACUGAGGAGUUAGUGAAGGCAUUUGGGAAAAGUUCAAAACAUGUCCCUGAUGCCAUCACUGUGAUUGAAAAUAUUUUGAACAAGCUACAAUCACAGCAGCAUGUGUCUGCGGAGCAACAGUUGUCCGCUGGGGAUGUCGUCAUGAAUGAUGACGAUGAUGUCGAUAAGCAGCCUGCAUCGGUUCACGUCUCUCCGCAGGAAGUGUGGGCUGUGUUUGAGAAUAUCUGGUCUCAGGUGUACCAAACAAGUUUGGAAGUGUUCAAAGCGCUCUGCUUUGACCCUCACACCAUGCAGGCUGCGACACCGAUCGGGCGUCCUCCACCACCGCAGGAUGCCUUGGCCUGUUUGCACAGACUGUCCUCCAUGGUUUCACAGCUGCUGCAAGCAUUCAGCAGGGUCUUGUCUUCGACUCCGGGUUUAGAGGAAGUCCAGACCAUGCUCAGUGUGAUCUACUCUAAUAAGCUUGUCAGUGAAGAUGCCAGAUUAACAACUAAAGACCUUCUGGGUUGUUUCUCCCAACCAGACUACAGGGAGAAGCUGAGGGUUGGAGGCAACCAGUUGCUGGAGCUAAAAAAGGCCUUGGAUGGUUGUGUUCAGACCACAGGGCAGAACUUUGCCUUCACCAACCAGUGCUGAUGAAACUCAGGGUCCCACUAACAACAACCACCCAGGCGCCUGAACCAGGGUGGUCCAACUCAGGUUCAACCUGUUCCUUGAAUUAAAAAUUUAAGGCAAUUCUGUUCUGGACCAUUUUUUCACAUUUCCCUACUCUAUAAACAUCUUCUCUGUAACAGAAACAGUGCUGUUUUUUAAGUUAGCAGGUGUUUAAAGAUGGUUUGUAAUAAUUCUUGAGGUUUAUUUCACUUUUUAUUGUGGACUACAUCAGAUUGUUCUUGUUCUAGUUUGUAGGUUCAGGUCAACAGUGAUUUUUCUAUCAUGUAUUUUAGAGGCUUCUCAUGUUUUAGGUAAAAUAUAAAAAAAUAAGUCAGCUAAAUAUAACAUUUUAGCUCUCAUGUAUGUAUUUAAUAGUAUUCUUGGACCGGACAAAUGUGUGAUGAAGCAGCACUGUGAAGCUCUUUUUUUUUAUUUUUGGUUUUAUGUAUGGCUGAUUAUUUGUGAUUGUUGUAUUGUUUUUAUGGCAGGGCCUUAUUUAAAAUGAACCUAUUUUAACACUAAUAUUAUUUUAUGCAUGUGUGUUGCUUUAUUUCUUAAAUGAAACAAUGGGAGCUUGCCAUAAAACCUUCUUCCAAAGCAAUACUAAAUGCCAUAAAUAAACUGUGUUUAAUACUUGCUGCGCCUUGCAAAAGUAUUCAUUUUUUCAUGUUACAACCACAAAGUUCAAUAUAUUUUAUUGCAGUAGCCCAGUAGCCCACAGUUGGCAUGGUGUGUUUAGGUUGUUGUGUAGGUCAGAAAGUAAAGUUUCAGUCUGACCGGACUGUCUUCUUUGACAUAUUAGUUGAGUCCCCCACAUGGUGUACCAAACUUUAAACCGGAUGCCUUAUGCCUUUCCUUUUGCCACUCCUCCAUAAAGGCCAAAUUUGUGGCAUGGAUGACUAAUAGUUGUCAUGUUGACAGAUUUUCCCACCUGAGAUAUGGAUCUCUGCAGCUCCUCCAGAGUCAAAAGGGCCUCUUGGCUGCUUGUCUGAUUAGGGCUGUCCUGUCAAUGAAGGUGGACGUCCAUGUUUGGGUAAGUGUGCAGUUCUGUCACACUCUGCAGUUUUUGAUGAAGGAUUGAACAGUGCUCUGUGAGAUGUUAAAAGCUUGAGAUAUUCUUUUUUUAUUAUCAGAAGCCAACUGGUUGAUUUUAUUUGGUGAAAUACAUAAGUUUCCUCCCACUUUUCAAUUAUCUAUCACAGAAUAGAUACCCAAAUAAAAUAAACUGAAGCUUGUGGUUGUAGUGUCAAAAUGUGAAAAAGUUCAAGCGGUAUUAAUACUUAUGCAAGGCACCACGUAUCUCUCACCCCCAGGGAAACAGAUAUGUUUGAAUUUUAUGAUGACUUCCUGCCAGAUAUCCAGUAAAUGGCAAAUUCAAUGAAGUAACUAUAAUCCAGCUUUGCAAUAGCCGUGACAUGAGCUGUUUUUGUUUUAUUUUCUGCCAGUUAUUUUUUCCGACUGUAUAAGAUAUUGUCCUAACCUGGAGCGUGUUGUUUAUGAGUUUGAUCUGGAUUUGUCCUCAUCAGUGUUAAUGUCGGCCUCUUUAAGAGAAGUGUCAACGGUGUGUAAUUUCUAGGUGUGUAAAGAAUUAAAAAAUAUUUUAGUUUGUGGGCUGCAUGGUGGUGCAGUUGGUAGCACUGUGGCCUUGCAGUAAGAAGGCCCUGGGUGAGAAUCCCAAAUCAAUUAUUCAGACGGCCAAAUAAAUUGAACGUUUAUACACAAACCUUUAGUGUAAAUGAAUCAACACAGACGAAACGCCUUCAAGAAAAAUGAAUAAGUAUGCUUUGAAAUAUUUUUUCUUUCAAACCAUUAGAUUUCUGCUGCUUUAAAAGACUGGAGGACCAAAGAAAAGCCCAAAACAAACAACUGGCUUGUUAGUUUGAAGACUGAAGUUACUGAUGGGAUUGUGCCUUAAGAAGUAAAGAUUUUUUAAAUAUUUACAGGUUUGCAUUAACAACCAUUGUGCCAAAGAAUUAUAUUAUAUAUUUUCAUCAAGGCUGUGUGCAUAAUAAAAUGUGUGUAUAUAUAUAUAUAUAUGUUUUUUUUCUUUACAGUUCUAAAUAAAUAAUAUUCCUAAACUCA
Girardinichthys multiradiatus is the source of this 5142-nucleotide messenger RNA. It is a transcript of the gene swt1, whose product is annotated as SWT1 RNA endoribonuclease homolog. Gene Ontology annotation, cellular component: nucleus. The record is from RefSeq and is a predicted model, not a curated record. Lineage: Eukaryota; Metazoa; Chordata; Actinopteri; Cyprinodontiformes; Goodeidae. The transcript is spliced from 17 exons. Bases 52 to 3042 code for a protein of 996 amino acids.